AUGGCCAUCACGAGUAGUAAACCGGAGUCGGUGCCGAAGCGCCCGAACAUUCUCUUCAUUCUCGCAGAUGACCUGGGGUUCUCAGAUAUUGGAUGCUAUGGCUCAGAGAUCCAGACGCCCAACAUUGACGAGAUGGCAAGUGGGGGCAUUCGCAUGCUCAAUCACCACGCCGCUUCCGCAUGCUCUCCCACCCGCGCGAUGCUCCUCAGCGGCACUGACGCUCAUCUAGGGGGUCUAGGGGCUGGAUAUGAAGGGUAUCUCAACGAUGAGGUGGCUGCUAUUCCGGAGAUCCUCCAAGAGAAUGGGUAUUUCACUCUGAUGUCGGGCAAGUGGCAUCUUGGCAUGCGAGCUUCUCAGGGGCCAUGGAAUCGGGGCUUCGAGAAGGCGUUCGCCAUGCUGCCGGGCUGCAGCAAUCACUACGGCUGGGAACCAGUACAGGAGAGAUUUCCCGUUGGGGGCCGACCUAUACACGCUGAGGCGGGUGUGAAGGUUGACAUUUCGCCGAAUAAAACGGAGGAUCCCGAGGGGUUCUAUUCGACCGAUUUCUACACCAACCGACUCCUCGAGUAUUUCCAAGGCCGAACAGAAGAAGACAAGGAAAAGCCAUUCUUCGCCUUUUUGCCGUAUACUGCCCCCCACUGGCCUUUGCAGUGUUCGAAGGAACAGCGUGACAAGUAUAAAGGAGUAUACGAUGAUGGCCCUCUGGCACUCCGGGAGCGUCGGCUACAAAAACUUGCCGAUCUUGGCAUCAUUGACAGAGAUGUUAUCCCACACAAGGUCGAGACAUCGACUAUGGGAAUUGGGGAGUGGGAUGAACUCAACCCAGAGGAGAAGAAGCUCUCGAGCCGAGCAAUGGAGACUUAUGCUGGGAUGGUUGACUCCAUCGACGUCAAUGUGGGUAGAGUGGUUGAGUAUCUGAAGAGGACUGGGGAAUAUGAUAAUACAUUCAUCGUUUUUAGGAGCGAUAAUGGGGCCGAGGGAGCUGCUCUGGGAGCUGUUCCUGUAAUGGGAGAGAAUAUCAAGCAAGCCAUUCACCAAUACUAUGAUAACUCGCUUGAGAACAUCGGAUCGUGGAAUUCGUACACGUGGCUCGGCCCGCUUUGGGCUCAAGCAUCAACUGCCCCGUCAAGAUUGUUCAAGUGCUAUCCAUCCCAAGGCGGCAUUCUGGUUCCCUGCAUCGUCAAACCGCAUCUCUAA
This is a messenger RNA of Clonostachys rhizophaga, 1197 nucleotides long. Lineage: Eukaryota; Fungi; Ascomycota; Sordariomycetes; Hypocreales; Bionectriaceae. The record is from the annotation of a GenBank genome assembly.